AAUUCCCUUCCAUAAGUCCACCUUUCCCCUCUCUCAACUUCAACAUAUUUCUUUUUUUUCUUUCUUUCUUUCUUGGUUUUCAUUUAAGCUCUAUUAAUUACCUAUCCUAUUCCACAUUGGAAAAUAUCCCUUGCUAUCAAUAUAUAUUUUUGUUUACAUGUAAUAAAAAAAAAAUUAAAAUUCAACUAAAUUAUUCUCCUAGCUAGAUAGUAUACUUGAAGAAAAUGAAGGUUGGUGGUAGAAAGCAAGGUACAAUGACACCAUGUGCUGCAUGCAAGCUUCUAAGAAGGAGAUGUGCUAUUGAUUGUGUGUUUGCUCCAUAUUUUCCAGCUGAUGAACCCCAGAAGUUUGGGAGUGUCCACAAAGUUUUUGGGGCUAGCAAUGUGAACAAAAUGUUACAGGAAUUACCAGAACAUCAACGAAGUGAUGCAGUGAGUUCAAUGGUAUAUGAAGCAAAUGCAAGAGUAAGGGACCCUGUUUAUGGAUGUGUGGGAGCAAUAUCCUCACUGCAGCAACAAGUUGAUAUGCUUCAAACUCAAUUAGCACAAGCACAAGCAGAGGUUAUUCAUAUAAAAAUGCACCAAUUCUCAUCCACCUCAUCAGAUCAACAACACCAACCAUCACUAAAUAUGCCCCAAUCCUUGUGGUCAUACUAGCUUCUUUUUCUCAUCAAUAUCUUCUUCUUUCCCUUAAUUAUAUAUAUAUGUAUAUCAUUGGCUUGCUUAAUUUAUUGUCUGUCUUAUAUUAGUGACUUCAUUUUCUCCUUUUUACAUCCUAUGAUUAUAGUUAAUUAGCUACCCUUUAUAUGUAAAUGACUAAACUUGUAAUUUACUUUUUCUAUACAUAAAUCAUUGUAAUGUUAUUAUUUUCUUCUUA
Cicer arietinum (chickpea) is the source of this 876-nucleotide messenger RNA. RefSeq names its product LOB domain-containing protein 4. NCBI's taxonomy places the organism in Eukaryota, Viridiplantae, Streptophyta, Magnoliopsida, Fabales, Fabaceae. The record is from RefSeq and is a predicted model, not a curated record.